Messenger RNA from Gloeophyllum trabeum ATCC 11539, 1062 nucleotides. RefSeq lists its product as uncharacterized. The coding region runs from base 1 to 1062 and encodes 353 amino acids. The transcript is spliced from 2 exons. NCBI's taxonomy places the organism in Eukaryota, Fungi, Basidiomycota, Agaricomycetes, Gloeophyllales, Gloeophyllaceae. The record is from RefSeq and is a predicted model, not a curated record.
AUGCUGCGCUUCGAUCACCCUGUUAUAGCGUGCAAACUGGCAUGGCCGGAGCUCAAAGACAGUAUCGCUGCUUCGUUCGUUGGUGCAAGAUUUGCCUACCAGGUCUUUGGCUGCAAGGAUGACGAAGACGAAUGGAUUUCCCAGACUGUCACGGUGCAUGGUGAGGCGGUGAGAGCAGCCGGAGGAGAUAUAGAGACGGCCAUUUCUCUAGUCACGCAGGAGUUAGGGAGACCUGCAGAUAAGCCGCCCACAGUCUUUUUUGAAGUCCACGUCAUCCCUGCCACCUUGCACAGCUCUUCGUGCGGCAUAGUGCUCCGCCUUGGGCAUUCCAUUUUUGACGCCAUUGGCGCGUUCCAGACCCUGGAUCUUCUGAACGAGCGAAUAGCUCGAGCGCUAGGCUCUCGCGACGAGGUGGUAUUCGACUGGGGUGCGGAGGUGACGCUGCUGGCAGAACCCCCGCCGGAACGCGCGAAGGUUCCGUGGUCCUCUGAUCGGUCGAACCAUGAAUCCUUCGUUCCAGAGGGCCAUAUAGAAGCCUUACGUCUGAACAAGACGCUUCCUGGGGUACCCUACUCCCAUCGAUCGGAACCACGCAUAGGGACUGGAGUCAUGAAGACGGUGCCUGAAGAGUCGCUAGAACGACUGCUUCAAGCCGCCCGGAAGCGUGGUUGCACGCUGUUCAGUAUACUGCUGGCGGUUAUGCUGCUGACCCUCCUUCGAACCAACUCUCUCGAGGAUAUCCCGGAAAUUAACACCGCAUUUUACCCUGCACCCGUCAACCUCCGUGCCAAGCACCUGAAACCCAACCUCAAUCCCCGAGACAGGACUCAAUGGCGCAUCGCGAAUGUCCUUGGGUUCGAAACGUAUAUACUUAGGAAUCUGGAGCGAUUCGUGCGUCCCGAUAUGUCCACCAAGAAUCCACAAAUUGUGGACGACGUGGGGACUCUAGCGCAAAUGAUCCGAGACCAAGGCGACCGACAGCGGUUUUGCAACGACAGCAUAAUAUACUGGGCAGACCAGUUCUUGCAAAUGCAAAUGUGGAGUGUUGUUAUUCCAAGGUAA